This is a messenger RNA of Colias croceus (clouded yellow), 3969 nucleotides long. RefSeq names its product transitional endoplasmic reticulum ATPase TER94 (gene TER94). The record is from RefSeq and is a predicted model, not a curated record. The transcript is spliced from 20 exons. Gene Ontology annotation, molecular function: ATP hydrolysis activity; ATP binding; polyubiquitin modification-dependent protein binding. Gene Ontology annotation, cellular component: nucleus; cytosol; VCP-NPL4-UFD1 AAA ATPase complex. NCBI's taxonomy places the organism in Eukaryota, Metazoa, Arthropoda, Insecta, Lepidoptera, Pieridae. Bases 38 to 3052 code for a protein of 1004 amino acids. Gene Ontology annotation, biological process: mitotic spindle disassembly; autophagosome maturation; retrograde protein transport, ER to cytosol.
AUAUGAUUGGAGGUCUGUGUUAUUAGCGCGAGAAUGGAUGGGAAUGCAAACAGUACGACGGGUCAGUCCCGUGGCUACGAUUACCUUUACCUUAUUGAUAUUACAAAUACUAGAUGGUUGGCAGUCAUAUCUACCGAAAAGUGAAGGCUACACCUGGGUCAUUGGAUCUCUAUCCUGGUGGUUAUCUUACACCAUAAUAUUUUCAGUUAAUUGGAUAAAGCAUAGAUUCUUUGCUUCUCCCACUUCAAGGCUGACGAAGAUUUGUUCUGGUGUAGAAAUGUCGUUGUUAGUGUUUCAAGAGGAACAUUAUGCACAUUAUGUCCAUGGAAGAAGCGAUGAAGGCGGGGGUAGUUUGAAAAUACCAGGACCUUUGGCAACUUGCCGUCUUGUAUGUGCACCACAAGUGAGAAUCGUUUACAAGAAAUUAGCAAACACGCAAUACGGGUUAGGUGAUAAUGAAUCAAAUCGGAUACUUCUAUCACGUUUUUUGGCAGCAUUCUUCGAAAGGGCUCUGGAUGGUUUAAAUUGGGUUGCCAUAGAGCGAACUAUACUCGAAAGAUUACUAGAUGUAGAGUUAACAAAUAGAGAGGGUAGUAAUACCAGCACUUUGUUGUAUGAUUUAGAUAGUAAUAUACCAUCUUGCUUCGCUGUAACCUGCCCCGAUGAUCUUUCCACUGCGAUCCUCCGCCGCAAGGAUAGGCCAAACCGUUUGAUCGUCGAAGAAGCCGUCAGCGAUGAUAAUUCAGUUGUUGCGUUAUCACAGGCAAAAAUGGAGCAGCUCCAACUGUUCCGCGGCGACACAGUGCUCUUGAAGGGCAAGCGGCGCAAGGAGACGGUCUGUAUCGUGCUGUCGGACGACAACUGCCCCGAUGAGAAGAUACGCAUGAACCGCGUAGUGCGAAACAACUUGCGCGUGCGGCUCUCCGAUGUGGUGUCCAUCGCACCCUGCCCGUCAGUCAAGUACGGAAAGCGUGUACACAUCCUGCCGAUUGACGACUCAGUUGAAGGUUUGACUGGAAACCUCUUCGAAGUAUACCUAAAGCCGUACUUCAUGGAGGCGUACCGUCCGAUCCACCGCGACGACACAUUCAUGGUGCGCGGUGGUAUGCGCGCGGUCGAGUUCAAAGUGGUCGAGACUGAUCCCGCUCCAUACUGCAUCGUGGCCCCCGAUACCGUCAUACACUGCGAGGGAGACCCGAUCAAACGAGAGGAGGAAGAAGAAGCCCUCAACGCAGUCGGCUACGACGAUAUCGGUGGGUGCCGCAAGCAGCUCGCCCAGAUCAAGGAGAUGGUGGAGCUGCCGCUUCGCCACCCGUCUCUGUUCAAGGCGAUCGGUGUGAAGCCACCCCGUGGUAUACUCAUGUACGGGCCACCCGGUACCGGCAAGACCCUGAUAGCCAGGGCUGUGGCUAAUGAGACUGGCGCGUUCUUCUUCCUCAUAAACGGGCCGGAGAUCAUGUCGAAGUUGGCCGGUGAGUCCGAGUCGAACCUGCGCAAGGCGUUCGAGGAGGCGGACAAGAACUCGCCCGCUAUCAUCUUCAUAGAUGAAUUGGACGCAAUUGCGCCCAAAAGGGAGAAGACGCAUGGGGAGGUGGAGAGGCGUAUCGUGUCGCAGCUGUUGACUCUUAUGGAUGGCAUGAAGAAAUCCUCCCACGUGAUUGUAAUGGCGGCCACGAACCGUCCGAACUCUAUCGACCCGGCGCUGCGACGUUUCGGCCGCUUCGACCGCGAGAUCGACAUCGGCAUUCCCGACGCGACCGGACGGCUUGAGAUCCUGCGCAUACACACUAAGAACAUGAAGCUGGGUGAUGACGUGGAUCUAGAGCAGAUCGCAGCGGAAUCUCACGGUCACGUGGGUGCCGAUUUGGCCUCCCUCUGCUCAGAGGCAGCUCUGCAACAGAUCCGUGAGAAGAUGGACCUCAUCGACCUCGAGGAUGACCAGAUCGACGCUGAAGUGCUCAACUCGCUCGCCGUCUCUAUGGAUAACUUCCGUUAUGCGAUGACGAAGUCAUCCCCAUCAGCGCUGCGCGAAACCGUAGUGGAAGUGCCGAACGUGUCGUGGACGGACAUCGGCGGGCUGCAGAGCGUGAAGCGCGAGCUGCAGGAGCUGGUGCAGUACCCGGUGGAGCACCCCGACAAGUUCCUCAAGUUCGGCAUGCAGCCGUCCCGCGGGGUGCUGUUCUACGGCCCGCCCGGGUGCGGUAAAACACUGUUGGCCAAAGCCAUCGCCAACGAGUGCCAAGCCAACUUCAUCUCGGUGAAGGGCCCCGAGCUGCUUACCAUGUGGUUCGGUGAAUCUGAGGCCAACGUGCGCGACAUCUUUGACAAGGCCCGCAGCGCGUCCCCGUGCGUACUGUUCUUCGACGAGCUGGACUCGAUCGCGAAGUCGCGCGGCGGCUCCGUGUCGGACGCGGGCGGGGCCGCCGACCGGGUCAUCAACCAGAUCCUCACCGAGAUGGACGGCAUGGGCGCCAAGAAGAACGUCUUCAUCAUCGGCGCAACGAACCGGCCCGAUAUAAUCGACCCGGCGAUCCUGCGGCCCGGGCGCCUGGACCAGCUGAUCUACAUCCCGCUGCCCGACGAGAAGUCGCGCGAGGCCAUCCUGCGCGCCAACCUGCGCAAGUCGCCCAUCGCCAAGGACGUCGACCUGUCCUAUAUCGCUAAGGUGACGCAAGGGUUCAGCGGCGCCGACCUGACGGAGAUCUGCCAGCGCGCGUGCAAGCUGGCGAUCCGGCAGGCCAUCGAGGCCGACAUCGCGCGCGAGCGGGGCCGCGCCGCGCAGCCCGCCGGCAUGGACACGGACGAGGAGGACCCGGUGCCGGAGAUCAGCCGCGCGCACUUCGAGGAGGCGAUGAAGUUCGCGCGCCGCUCCGUGUCCGACAACGACAUCCGCAAGUACGAGAUGUUCGCGCAGACGCUGCAGCAGAGCCGCGGAUUCGGGACCAACUUCAGGUUCCCAUCGAGCGGCGGUGCGGCGGGCGGCACGGGCACGUCGGGCGGCGACCAGCCCACCUUCCAGGAGGAGGCCGCUGACGACGACCUCUACAGCUAGACGCGCACUCCGCACCACCAUACACACACUACGUAUACACACAUACACCAUACGCGCACGCACUUGUGUCACACUGCACUUGGAACUGAAAUGGGGGGGAUACGCAAAUAAAAAGAAGGGGGUACAUAUAUAAAUACAACUAUAUUGGGGGGGGGGGGGUAGAUAGACACACAAAUAUUGACUAAUGUGAAUUCUGUUCUUUUUUAGUUAUUUGUAAUGUUGUUGUUUUAAAAAAAAAUUUUGUACAAUGGUGUUUUACUACUCGCGUAGAAACAGCCUUUUUGUGCAACUUUUUAAAUUCAUUUUGUUGAUUAAAAUUUAAUGGCGAUGUCACAUGUUAUAAAUAGUAAAAUAAAUACAUGGUGUGUUUUUUAAACUCCUUUAACACUUUGAUAGGAAUUAAAUAGAUCUAAUGCAUUGUGAUACAAGUGUAUGUUGCAAGUUUUGGUUAAAAUCUAAAUGGAACGAUACGAUGAGACCAAAAGUAUAUGACUCGAAUGCCUUUACGGAUAUUUCUAAACCGCAGGUUCGGAAACAUUAUUUUUAACACUAAAAAAUAUUGAAUUUCAUUGUAUCGUUCAGUUUGGAGCUGUAGUUGUGCGGUCGCGAAGCGGUUUUCAGUUUUAGUACUGAUUUUAUUGUAAUUUAAGAUAUAUUCUGUAAUUGUAUGGGUCUUGGAAUGUCACGAUGCAGCAAAAUUAUCCAAAAAGCGGCGCAAACAAGUGCGCGAAGAAAUCCUUACUUUAAUGUAUUUAUUUAAGGUUGCUUUGGAUUAGUCUAAUUGUUUGUGAGGUAUGUUACAUUUGAACACAUUGAUUGUUGUUACCUGUAAUGGCAGAUCGUGUGUGUAGCCGUCGUUUGUCGACAUUACACAGUAUCGCAGUGAUUUUUUAAUAAAAGAUUUUUAUAGAUCUAAA